This is a messenger RNA of Rhea pennata, 3651 nucleotides long. It is a transcript of the gene RAB33B, whose product is annotated as RAB33B, member RAS oncogene family. Bases 191 to 883 code for a protein of 230 amino acids. NCBI's taxonomy places the organism in Eukaryota, Metazoa, Chordata, Aves, Rheiformes, Rheidae. Gene Ontology annotation, molecular function: GTPase activity; GTP binding. The record is from RefSeq and is a predicted model, not a curated record. The transcript has 2 exons. Gene Ontology annotation, biological process: Rab protein signal transduction; regulation of exocytosis.
GUGGCGCGGCCGUUGGCGGCGGCCGGCGCGGGCACGGGCGCGGGCGCGCGCUGCGGGCAGCCGUUUCUCCACGGAGCGGCGGUUAACGGCUCUGGGCGCGCGCGCCCGGCGCGCGGAAGGGAGGAGGGCGGUAGCGUCCCCAAGCUCGUCCGCCCGGGCCCCAGAGAGGGCGGGCGGGCGGGCGGGCACGAUGAUGGCAGCGGCGGCCGACUUGGAGUCCUCGCUGGAGCUGAGCUUCACGGGCAGCGGCUCCCUGCCCGGCGGGCUGCCCCCCGCGCGCUCCCGCAUCUUCAAGAUCAUCGUUAUCGGGGACUCCAACGUGGGCAAGACGUGCCUCACCUACCGCUUCUGCGCCGGCCGCUUCCCGCAGCGCACCGAGGCCACCAUCGGCGUGGACUUCCGCGAGCGCGCCGUCACCAUCGACGGCGAGCGCAUCAAGAUUCAGCUAUGGGAUACAGCAGGCCAGGAGCGCUUCAGAAAGAGUAUGGUGCAGCACUAUUACAGGAACGUACAUGCCGUUGUGUUUGUGUACGAUAUGACAAACAUUGCCAGCUUUCACAGUCUGCCAUUGUGGAUAGAGGAAUGCAAACAGCACCUUCUUGCCAAUGAUAUACCACGGAUUCUUGUUGGAAAUAAAUGUGAUCUGAGAAGUGCUAUUCAGGUACCUACGGACUUGGCCCAGAAGUUUGCUGAUACUCACAGUAUGCCAUUAUUUGAAACCUCUGCCAAAAACCCAAAUGACAAUGACCAUGUGGAGGCCAUAUUUAUGACACUGGCUCACAAGCUUAAAAGUCACAAGCCAUUAAUGCUUAGUCAACCCCCAGAUCGCAAUGAAAUACAUAUAAAGCCUGAACCAAAACCUGCCAUGACCUGCUGGUGUUAAAUCACGCUAUUUAUUCAGCUAUCACCUUGUCUGUUUGCAUAUGCUUUAAAGAUGUGAUCUUGGCAAAGUUCCAGGUAUUGGUAGCAGUUAUAGCAAAUCUCUUCCGCACUUUAAUGUGUUUUUUCUGGUGUAGAUGUGCCCAUCUCAUCUUCUUGCACUUUGUAAUGUACUUUCCGAAUUACUGAUUUUUCACUAUAGAUAUACAGGAAAGUAAACUUUGAAGUGAAGUUUCGACAAAGCAGUUCUACUUGAGCUCUUGCUGCCUGAGAUCAUUUUUGUCACUUGUGGUAAGGUUAUAAAUAGUAAGCCUAUUUACUAAUUUUUUGGGUUAGUAUUUCAUUGGAAUAAUGUUGGAGGAAAAGUAUUCUGGGACAACAGUUAACUUGUUUUUUGAGUCACUGAUUAGGGUGAUUUUUGAUAUCUGAAGAAAUUUGGUGAGUGCUAGCAAAUUACUAAGCAAGUACCUUUUAUUAGGACAACAGCAACAGGACUGUGAGAUAAAGAUUGGGCUGGCAGUGAAGUGCAUACUGUGAGCUUUAAUGCCCUGUUGUUCCACUGUAAACCUUGUCUGUCUCUUCAUGGUAAUGGUAAAGUUAAAAAACUUGUCCCUACCUCCAGAUAACUAUUUAAUACUUACAGCUUCAUUAUUUCUUCACAAUUAGCACGUAAGACUAAACUGUGCAUUCCUUCUUAUGGAAAUUAUUGUAGCAUAGGACUUGGGAAAAUUUGAGAUUAUAAUUAUCCAUGUUUUUUCUGACCUACUAAAACUUCCGUGUUCAAUGAGGUCUUACUUGUAAAGAUGCUGUAUUUAGGCUGAGUAUCUGAGCAUAAAAAUACAUAAAUGAAUUAUAAUUUGAGUGAAGCUGGCAAAAGCUUCCUGGUUUUCAAAGGUAAGGUUUCCAGAGGCUAUUAGUCAUGAUGGAUGUUUUUAAAUAUCUUGAAAAACCUAGCUUUUUUACAAAUCACUUUGAUUACAUUUUACGGAUGGAAAUACUUAGGAGAAAUGUUACUUCUGAUGCCCAUUGAGACAUAUGAAAUUGUGCCUUAGUCAUAGAAAAUGUAAAGGCCACCAUAUAUUAAUGAUCCAUAUUGUUCUGCACCAGAACAACUGAUCUGGAGGCCUCUGGUCCACGCAAAGGAGCUCGACUACAGGCUUCCAUCGUUGAAGGUCAGUUUGCUUGUGUAAUGGUAAAACAGUACCUUCUACUUAAAGAAUAGGGAAUAUGGGAAUUCUUUAAAACACUUCUGAAUAAAAAACCAAGUCAAUUUUGAAAUAUGGAGAAAAUCUGCACAGGCAGAUCAUCUGUUAAAGAUUUUGGGCUAAAACUUGCUUCUAUGGUAUUAUGGAUUUAAGUUGGGCAUCCUGGCAUUACUAAUAAGAGUUUUUUGUUUGGUUUUGUUUUCUGUUUUUAAUCAGAAGAGAGAAACUGCUUUUUUAGAACCAUCCUCCUCUGGAUUCUCUUGUUUGCAACUAUUUUAAUUAAGUUCUCUUGUUUGAAGGUCAGCUUUUGUAAUGAAAAUGAUGCUAGGUUGCACAAAAUUACAUAAAAGAAAAUGUAAGCCAUAGAAUUUAAUCUAUGACUUCAUAUGCCAUGAUGGAACAAUAUUUUUGUGACUUAAUCUUCAAAGGAAUUGAAAUAAAAAUGAGGAUUUUUAUUUUGUAAUGUAUGGUGUCUGCUGACUGGAAAAUAAAUGUAAGGGAAAAUUUAGAAGCUGCCAUUCUAGUGAUUACAUUAGAAAUAAUUAAAUUAUUGAAACAAGAUAACUACUAUUAAGCUAUUAAAAUCAGUACAACAUAGUUCAACUGAAAAUAAUACUGAUAAAACGAAAAAUGCAUUGACUUUUCUCUUGAUAAGAAAGAGUAUUCAAUUUGGCCUAAUGUUAUUAGAAUAUUUAAAAAUUUCUGAAAAAAAUACUAAAUAUUUUUUCUCUAUAAAGUUACUAUGACUGAGACAGUAAUUUUUUUUUUAUGCAACAUUGUAAAAGGGAAUUUUUUAAUCCACUCUCAACAUUAAAUGACUAAAAUUUGGUUUACAAGCCUUUCAUGAACAAUCAGCUCUUUAACACUAGUGUCCUUAAUGGCUUUUUUUUUCUUUUAGAAAAGAAUUGAUCUUCAAUUUAUUUGUAUAGUAUUACAAAUGAGCGUGGUUUACAGUCCUCUUGGACAGUUUAUUUUUCACUCAUGUCCUUAAUCCUUUUUUUUUUCAAAGGGAUCCACCUUAAGUAUUUGUAUAGUAUUAAAUAUUUCAGCAAACUUUCUAAUCCUUUUUUAUUAUUUUUUAAGAUAAGAAAACAGAAUGAAGAAUUCUAAAGUCAGUCAGGUUGGGGGUUGAGGUAAGGAAAUCAUGUAGAUACAAUGUUAAUGUUAAAUUUGACAUCAAACAUCUGUUAAUCUGUUAAAUUUUAUAUGAAUUAUUCACAAUCUGUAAAUAAGGGCCCUUGUGUUAUUAAAGUUGUGUGGAAAUGUAAUCUUGUGUUCAGCACAAAGCAUGUUUUGAUGGUUCUCCCAUAACCACAUGGUCAUUAAUCCAGAAUCUGAUACUCUUCCUGGCUUUCAGUAGCAAUGUUCUACCCACAAAAUUGAUGUCAGAAGUAAUGAAUACUUUGCAUAUGUAUUUUCACCUUACCAAAUUGUAAAGUUGGGCUAUUUUGUAUGUGGGCUUGUGGGAGGGGGGGGGAUACAAUCUCAAAAACCUAAUAAACUGGCUUUGCCACAAACCAUUGUCACUUGUUUCAGUAAUUAUGCUAGAAAUUAUGACAUCACUUCU